Thecamonas trahens ATCC 50062 is the source of this 1284-nucleotide messenger RNA. Its product is annotated as major facilitator superfamily transporter protein. Lineage: Eukaryota; Apusomonadida; Apusomonadidae. Gene Ontology annotation, molecular function: transmembrane transporter activity. The coding region runs from base 1 to 1284 and encodes 427 amino acids. The transcript has 3 exons. Gene Ontology annotation, cellular component: membrane. The record is from RefSeq and is a predicted model, not a curated record. Gene Ontology annotation, biological process: transmembrane transport.
AUGGCGUCCAUCCGCGACUUCUUCGCAGAGGGCCCGUACCCCCUCUGGGUCCUCGCCCUGCUCGUGACGGCGUACCUGCUCAACCAGCUCGACCGGUACACCCUCGCCAUCACUUCCAAGGAGAUGGUUCCGCUCGGCGGCAACGGCACGGGCUUCCGCUACCAGAUCCUCGCCGGCCCAGUCUUCACCCUCGUCUACACUCUUGCGGGCCUCCCGGUCGGCUACAUCGCCGAUCGCUUCAACCGUGUCCGCAUCUUUGUCGCCGCCAUCCUGGUUUGGUCGGCGGCGACGGCCGCCAUGGGCGCCGCCGACACCUACUGGCAGCUCGUCCUCGCCCGCGCGGGGCAGGGCAUGGGCCAGGCUGGGUGCAAUCCCAUCGCCAACGGCCUCAUCGCCGAGUACUUUGCGCCCUCCACCCGCGGCACCGCCCUCGGCAUCUACCAGUGGGGCAUCUACACUGGCUACUCGCUCUCCUUUGGCGCCGCAGGGCCCAUCUCGGCACGCUAUGGCUACCGCUGGGUGUACUAUGCCUUUGGUCUCGCGGGCGUCCCCAUCGCCGCCGCCAUCUACGCCACUACUAUCGCCCUCUCCGAGGGCAAGCCGCCGGCCAAGCCGUCGCUCUGGACCGUCCUCACCUUCUUUGCUCGCCCCUCACUGCUCCUCCUCUGCCUCGCAGGUGCCAUCCGCAACUCGGCCGGCUACGUCUGGGCCUUUAACACAGAGAUCUUCUUUGAGAACGUCCACGGCCUCUCCAAGGUCGACAUCGCCAAGUACAUGUCGGUCAUCCCACUCGUGGGCGGCUCGCUCGGCGCCCUCCUCGGCGGCAUCAUCGCAGACCGCAUCAUCAAGAAGCGCGGCAUGGCUGCCCGCAUCUGGGUCCUUGCCUGGGUCGGCAUCACCCUCGCCGUCGUCUCCGACCUCAUUCCUGGCCACAUGCGCAUCGUCGCCACCUCGAUCUACUUUUUCAUCAUCUCCAACAUCGCAGGCCUCGCCCCACUCCUCGUCCCGGUCCUCCAAUCGCAUUUUCACUCACUCCGCACAGCCCUCUUCAUCCUCUAUCCCUGCGCCUACGCAGCCUCGGCCCUCCUCUUCCUCGUCACCUUUGUCUCGCUCCAGCGCGAUGUCCGCGCCGCCGCCGCCGCCGCCGCCCUGGCCGAUCGCGCUCCUGCUCAGCCUCCUUCCUCCACUCCUGCCUCUACCAUCCCCGAGGGCAAUGUCGAUUCGGAGCGCACACCCUUGCUCCCCUCGCCUGCUGACGCAUCGGUCAACAACGCCGGCUCUUGA